Messenger RNA from Emiliania huxleyi CCMP1516, 592 nucleotides. RefSeq lists its product as hypothetical. The record is from RefSeq and is a predicted model, not a curated record. The annotation marks the transcript as partial. The transcript has 8 exons. NCBI's taxonomy places the organism in Eukaryota, Haptophyta, Isochrysidales, Noelaerhabdaceae.
AUGACACCGCCUGCCAGGCGGCCUGCAGCAGAGGGCCACGCGCACAUGGCCUUUGUCUCGCGCCACCCGGAGCUGGCGAGGCAGGCGCUCGCGAGCCAGGGCGAGUUCCCCGGCGGCAAGUCGGGCUGCAUCGGGGUCAUCACGCUCGAGGACAUCAUCGAGGAGAUCCUGACGGAGGAGAUCUACGACGAGUCCGACAUUCGCGCCGCCAAGCAGGUCCUCAACAAGUUCGUGCUGACCAUCGUGCGGCCUCGCCUCGACAAGAAGCGCGCAGGGGCCGCGGCGGUGGCCGCCUCCGACUCCUCGAUCCCGCCAAACAGCCCGCUGAGGCGCCUCCCCUCGGUCGAGCGGCUCGUCCUGCGCUCCUCCUUCACCGAGGGGCGCGUCCUGCGCGGCAAGACGCUCAAGAGCGAGCUCGCGGCGCACUCGGAGCAGCCAGGCACUUCGUCGGCAGCGGCCUCGAGCGGGUCGGCGUCGCGCGAUAUGGCCUCGCCCCUCCUCGCGCCGUCGGAGCCGUAGCUAGAGGGGAGCCCCGGGACGGCGCGAGGGAUGGCGGACAAGGAAUAUUAAAAGAAUUUUGCGCUAACGUCAA